AUGCAGACCAGACACAGCAACAGAACUUUUCAUCAGGGCAUCGACACGACCACGCACCGCAUUCUUCCCCACUGUCUACGGCCCACGCACAGCAAUUGCUUGAAUAUUGCAGAAAUAUGUCGGUGCAUCCGCUCUGAGCUCCACACAAUGGCCGCCGAUGCCAAUACCAUCCCGAACGCUUCGACGCCCCGAGCGUUGCCAGCGUUUAUCUCAAAUCACCCCUCAAUGCACGGCCAGCAACACAAGCCAAAAACUCCUCAAUCGGCCCCAGAUUCCCACCGUCGACAUUCUUUACCUCUCCACUUCCUCCCACCUAGCCUCUGGAGUGCAAAUACAUCCACUGCCAGUCUCGUCGUCGAGUCCGAACAAGCUGCCCGUGGCGAACAUAUCCUUGACGAAGCAACUGUUGCCUUUCGAAUCUCCGCAUUGAGACAGCUGAAUGGUGCGACACACUCCCGUCAUCGAUAUGCCAAGUCAACUGGUGCACGAAAUAGUACUUUUAGUCAGCCGGUAAUUGUGAGGACAUACUCUGGAGCUGCCAGGCCUCCCUCAAAACAACGAGAUAUCGUCACUGCGAAGAAAGAGAAUGGAUGGUCAGCUAUGGCAGCCGGAAAAGCAGAAUUGAAGAUGCCGCCUGUUGAGGCUUUCACUUUCAAAGGAAUCAUGGAGGAGAUCAAACACGGCGUAGCAGAAGAUUUGGAAAGAAUUGCCGAGAUAUGUGCAAGAAGUAAGUACAGUCUCAGUAACCAGUACGAGGUACAUAUGCCACCCCAUGGUCGCGGGGAAGCUAUUCUACAGAAUGUUGGCCUUGGUGUUGGCCCCUAUGCUGCUGGAGGCCCUACACUUCAGGCCAUCGGCUCAGACGACGAGCAGACUCGGCCAGUUGGAAGAGGCUCUCGUGGUGGCCGAAGAACGAAAUCCGUGGCAUAUGGAACGCUGGAAACAAUCAUGUCUUCCUCAAGGUCUUCAGAUGAGGACAAGUCAAAGAAGAAGCCCGCAGCCGUAAUAGCAGAGGAAGUUCGUGGAAGAGCGGCCCGGAAAGAACUCCAAGCGGCAUCCAAGAAAGCAUCUGAGGAAGCAAUCGAAGUUGGGCCAGCUGCUGAACGCCCUUCAAAACAUGUUCGGUCGAAAUCAGCUUCCUUUGCAUCGAUGAUUAUUGACAAUGCUCAAGUAUCCAAGCAUGACGCAGGUGCCCAGGUUCUCUCGCCGACGUCUUUGAUCAGUGAGCCUGCUCGUCCCCAGACCUCAACGGCCACAGAUCUGGAAACAAUCACUGUCUUUGAGGCAGGUCAAUACACUUCUCCAGCUUUAAGUUCUUUUACAGCACCGAAGUUGAUUCGAAAUGAGUCUAUUGCUUCUACGCUAAGACCAGAACCAGACGGACGACCAUCGAUCCUGGGAAGCCUUGGUUCCUGGCUACCAUGGACUAAGAAUAGUGGAUCGUUCAGCGAUAUAUCUCAAGGACGAAACAGAAGUACAUCGCAUGCCGAAGGGAGCUUGAGAGAUUUGUUGAAGUCAAAAGACUUUGACAGAAAAGGGAAAGCAAUUGAUCGCAAUGGCUGA
Messenger RNA from Cadophora gregata, 1563 nucleotides. RefSeq lists its product as uncharacterized. NCBI's taxonomy places the organism in Eukaryota, Fungi, Ascomycota, Leotiomycetes, Helotiales, Ploettnerulaceae. Bases 1 to 1563 code for a protein of 520 amino acids. The transcript has a single exon. The record is from RefSeq and is a predicted model, not a curated record.